AUGAGUAAACCAGUGAUAAUUAGUGGCGAAGCUUCCGAAACCGAUAGUGAAAAUGAUGCAGAUGAUAAAGUGAAUAUUAUGACAAAAUCCGUACAAGGCGCAAUAGUUACAGGUGAAGAUUCAGAAUCCGAAAACGAAAAUGAAGCUAGUAUUGCCAGUGCCCUAUCUGCUCUGAACUUCAACCCAGAGAGUACAAUGGAGACGCCAGAGGAAGAAAAUACAUAUGACUCAUUAUUCCAUCAGAAACUGAGAGACUGCAACAUCCAAUUAUACAACAAUAUUGAAAGUACUUAUCAAAAUGUGAUAUCCCAAGCAAGUAGAAACCUGAACAACAUUGAGCAACAGUUGCUUCGUUCUCAACUAACUAUGCAAAAUGCUGUCAUGUCUCUGAAGACACUAAGUGUUAACUCUCUGAUGAUCAAAAGUAAACUUCAUUCUCUCCUAUCAUCAGAUUUCUUGUCUAAUGUAACUGUUAAAAAACUUUAG
Molecule: messenger RNA, 486 nt
Organism: Phaedon cochleariae (mustard beetle)
Lineage: Eukaryota; Metazoa; Arthropoda; Insecta; Coleoptera; Chrysomelidae
Source: the annotation of a GenBank genome assembly